This is a messenger RNA of Alosa alosa (allis shad), 1209 nucleotides long. RefSeq names its product chromosome 2 C17orf49 homolog (gene bacc1). Gene Ontology annotation, cellular component: NURF complex; MLL1 complex. The coding region runs from base 397 to 1008 and encodes 203 amino acids. Lineage: Eukaryota; Metazoa; Chordata; Actinopteri; Clupeiformes; Clupeidae. The transcript has 6 exons. The record is from RefSeq and is a predicted model, not a curated record.
GGACGACGGGGAGUUUUUAUUGCAAAUCUUAACUUCGCGUAUGCAAGGGUCUUGACGAUUGAUAUUUUACAGCAUUACUACAUUUUAAAAAUCAAAAUCUUUCCUCAAUUAAAAAUCAUUAUAGUUGCAUCUAUCUAGCAGCCUAACUUGCAACAUCUAAGUGAACCUGAGUUAUUGCUCAGGAAGCUUGAAGUUCGCUUGCUAGUUAGCAUAGCCAUUGUUUAUCCGCGUAUAUUGGCUCUCCUCACUUCAGUGGCGCUACCAAUGGGUCCUGCAUAGUGCGCUAAUCUGCUGUUUGCUCAGCAUAUUGUGUUUACAUUUUUAAGGGCAUUUGCAUUUAUCAUUUUUACCGACGGAGUAUUCCACAAACCCAGUUCGAAGUAAGCACGAAUAAAUAUGACUUCAGCCUCUGCAAAAGUUGGCGAAAUCUUCUCAGCGGCAGGUACUGCCUUCUCUAAACUGGGCGAGCUUACUAUGCAGCUGCACCCAGUAUCCGAUUCUAGUCCUGCAGGAGCCAAAUGGACAGAGACGGAGAUAGAGAUGCUUCGUGCAGCUGUGAGGCGUUUUGGCGAUGACCUGAACAACAUCAGUUCAGUUAUAAAGGAGCGUACAGUUGCCCAAAUUAAGACCACAGUGAAAAGGAAACUAUAUGAAGACAGUAGAGUUCCUCUCUCACCUGAAUCUCCUAAAAAGACGGUGAAGAAAACUGUGGCUUUGGCUGCUGCUCCUGCUCCCGUGGCUCCCACAGUCAUCACCGUGCCAACGUCACAGGUUGUUGUGACCACGGGCCUCCAGAGUCAGUCCCCCAUGCCACCCGCAAUCAAAAAGCAAAAAACAGCAGAUGUUACUUUGAGUGCUCUCAAUGACUCGGACGUGAACAGUGAUUUGGUGGACAUUGAAGGUCUUGGAGAGGGUUCCACCAAGAAGUUGAACUUUGAUCAAGAGAGCCUGAAUUUGGACUCGAGUUUGAUUAUGAAUUCCAGUGAUCUGCCCCUGCUUUCACGCUGACCCAACCAAAUCUUCCUUUGCCUCCCAAGCAUAGAAGACCGUCAGGAGUGCUGGGCUUGACCAAAGUCAAGUACCAUUACUCAUAUUUUGUACAGUACUGUGUCUUUUUCAGAUUGUUAGAUGUGUUUUUAGUUAUAGUCCCUUUGAGAGAGAAAAAUGCACUCCCCAAAAUAAAUGCCCCAUUCAGGGUUUCUGACUGUU